Dracunculus medinensis (Guinea worm) is the source of this 1299-nucleotide messenger RNA. The record is from the annotation of a GenBank genome assembly. NCBI's taxonomy places the organism in Eukaryota, Metazoa, Nematoda, Chromadorea, Rhabditida, Dracunculidae.
AUGCUAAGACGAAUGGGUAAUACACCUAGAAAAAAGGGAAUUUUUGAAGCAAUGAAAUUAUUUCGUAAAGGUGUUAAACUUGGAAUGUUGAUGACUAGCCAAAAUGUGACCGAUUUCGAUCGAAAGACUAUUAGAUUCGCUUCUCCACGAAUAAUGCCCGUCGUGUCGAAUGCUCAGGACGAUGAUGAGAUAAAAAUAUUAUCACCUUCGCUGUUAAGCUUGCAUGAUGAAGGAAAAGGAUUAGAGAAAAUGCUCAGUUUAUCAGGUGCAAUGAAAGCAGCAAAAUUAUUAGAAAAUCACGAUCAUGAUGCGCUUAUGAAUUUCAUUAUGGAAGCAACAGGAAUCACAGACGCUGCUGAUAAAAUUAGGAAAAAAAAAUUGGCGCAAUUGGAUGAAAGAGAAAAAAAAUUUAUUGGAAUUGAUGGACAGCCAAUGUAUUUCACGCGAAAAAACGUUACUGAUUUAUAUGGAGACGGUGAAGCUCAAAAAAUUGACGUAUUUGAACAACUUCAAGAAUCAUUAUCAGAUAAUCAGAUAGAUAAAUUGAAUACAACUGGAUAUGCUAUGAUGCAGGCCGAUCAACUUUACACACUUUAUGGACCAAAUUCGCCAUAUUCUAGUCCAGAAGUUCUUGUUAAAUUCGCAAAUCUAAGCGAUGAUGAAAUUCUUGAGAAACUUAUUAUUAGCGAUAUUGUUCGUUUAUCAAAAAGUGAAAAAGUUUUUGUUGAGAGGCAUAAAAAACGAUCAAAACGUACAGUUGCUUUAUCACCAUUACUUAAGGCAAAUCUUAUUUUGAAACCAGCUACUGUUUCACAAACUAUUGUUCUUUCACCAUUGGUUCUAAGCCCUAUAAUACUCUCACCUGCCGCAUUAGGGCCAAUUAUUCUUAGCCCUUGGGUUUUUAUACCUCUUAUUUUAUCGCCUCGUGUUCUUUCUCCACUUAUUCUUACUCCAUUAGUAGGAAGUCCUGUAAUAUUAUCACCUCUUGUUCUCCAUCCGUUCAUUCUUUCUCCAGGCGUUAUGAAUCCUUUUAUCCUUAGUCCUUUAUUACUAUCACCACUCAUUUUAUCGCCUCAAGUAUUAACACCGCUUAUUCUUACACCUCUUUGUCUCAAUCCACUAAUUUUGAGCCCUGCAGUAUUAUCACCUUUGGUAUUAAGCCCUUUUGUACUUUCACCACUAAUUUUAUCUAGCCAGCUAUUAUUUGGACUUUUUUUCAGUCCUUACGCUUUUUCACCCUUGAUUUUGACGAACCUAACCUUAAGUGCAAUCGUUGCCUCACCUAGUUUCAUGAGCUGA